Molecule: messenger RNA, 6679 nt
Organism: Bactrocera oleae (olive fruit fly)
Lineage: Eukaryota; Metazoa; Arthropoda; Insecta; Diptera; Tephritidae
Gene: NPFR
Product: Neuropeptide F receptor
Biological process (GO): G protein-coupled receptor signaling pathway
Cellular component (GO): plasma membrane; neuron projection
Molecular function (GO): neuropeptide binding; neuropeptide Y receptor activity
Source: RefSeq, a predicted model, not a curated record
CCAAGCGCCACAUAAAAUGCGAAACACGCACCGCACGCGUUCAGUAUUGACGACGACGCCGAAAGGAGCACAACCGAGUCAAAAUUGAGUGCCACAGCGGAAGUGUAUACAUGGCAGUGAUAAAUGUGAAGGAGUAUAGUUAGUGGCCGGUAGUGACUACCCACUGGCGGAAGCACAAAAAGCGAAUGUGUGGGUGUUAACAAAUGUUUAGAAAAAAUAAUAUAUAUAUAUAUUUGGGUUAUAAGAAUUAACUGUGCGGACACUGUGAAGAUACCAAAGUUCUGAAGCAUACGUUUAACACAUAUUUGUUUGAUAACAAAUUAUUUAUCGGUAUAUUGGUGUUCCAAUGCUUUGGUGAACUAAUUUUGACAUAUGUUAUAUUUAUUAUAUUUAUUGGCGUACAAUAAUAAGUGAAUAUAAACAUCGCCUUAAAAUGAGUGGUGACAAAAAAUAAUUUCAAGCCGCACCAAUAUUGUUGUGAUGUGAUUAGUACUUUUUUAAGGAAUUUUACAUUGAGGUAAAAUAACGAAAGUUGGAGGCAGCUGUGAAUGGGAGAGCUAUAACUAAAGAGUUCAAAAGUUUUAAAUAACAGUGAAGCGAAGAAAUGCAACCAAUUUGAGUGGAAAAAAGUGAGAGUUUUUACAAACGUGGAAGUGUGGACCGAUGUAAAUUUGCGUUGGAGCGUGUUUUUGGAAAUUAUUCAGCCAAAGGAAUUUUUUGGGACCAAAAUAGAUAAGCAGGGGACAAAGUCAAUCAUGAUAAUAAACAUAACGCACUCAGAACCUGCACUGGAUGUAGGUGUUUCCUCUACCGACUCAGGAAUGGAAAUGUUUAAUUCCAUCUCAACUGCAAGUGGAGAGGGCGCUCCUUUGGUAGAUUACAUGGAAGUAGAUAUUAACAACUUAACCGCACAGUCGAAUACAAGUCUCUUCGUUUCGCAGGGAAAGAGACUCGUUGACCGGUUUUCAAGGAAUCGCGCCAUCAGCGAUCAGUGGCAUUACGCACUAAUAAGUAUAUACUUGGGUAUGAUUAUAUUUGGCACAGUCGGCAACAUAUUCGUCGCGAUUGCGGUGGUGAGAAAGCCAAUAAUGCGCACCGCCCGCAACCUUUUCAUUCUGAAUUUAGCUAUUUCGGAUUUACUGUUAUGUGUAAUAACCAUGCCAAUAACGUUGUUGGAAAUCCUCUCAAAGUACUGGCCUUUCGGCAUGUUGGAAGUAAUAUGCAAAUUAGUAGCCAUGCUGCAGGCGGUGAGCAUUUUCGUGUCGACCAUCUCCAUAACAGCCAUUGCCUUUGACAGGUAUCAGCUUAUUGUAUAUCCGACACGGGACAGCAUUCAGGUUGGUGGAGUCAUAUCUAUACUCGCUGGCAUCUGGUUGUUCGCCGUGCUAUUGGCCAGUCCUCUCUUCAUCUACAAACGCUUGGAGCAAGCAGAAAUUCCGCCACUACUGCAAUCCUUAGGCAUCCAUGGUGUAUGCUUUUGCGUCGAAGAUUGGCCCGUGAGUCAUGGACGAUUUUACUAUUCGAUAUUUUCGCUAUGCGUGCAAUAUUUGGUGCCAAUACUGAUUGUAUCCGGUGCAUAUUCCGGCAUCUAUAGGAAAUUACGAAGUCGCACCACAGUGGUGGCGAUGCAAACGCCACAACGUAAGGCAGAACGUGGUCGACGUAUGCAACGGACAAAUUGCUUAUUGAUAACUAUUGCACUGAUUUUCGGCAUAUCAUGGAUGCCCUUAAAUGUUUACAAUUUAUAUGCGGAUAUGCGGAGUCCAAUUGCGGUGACGGAGCGCAUGCUUGUUAUAUAUGCUUGUUGUCACAUGUUCGGCAUGAGUUCCGCUUGCACAAAUCCUCUGCUCUAUGGAUGGCUGAAUGAUAAUUUCCGUAAAGAAUUUAGGGAAUUAAUAUGUGGUUCUAAAGAAAACACUAUUGUUGCUCUUAACGGUCACACGACAGGCAGUGGACAGACACGUCGGAGACAAAAGCACGCCGAAGUAGCCAAAGUUGAUUUGAAGUUGUUGCCCAACAACAAUGCCGUUGGUUUACGAAGUGCCGUGACCGAGUCGAUAGCGCUGACAGAAAAUCUAAUUUCGAUUGAAGUGACAACGCUGACUGCGGUAAAUUGACAACUAAAACCAAAACAAAAACACCGACAACAGAAAAAGCAACACUCCUGUAAUAUUAAUAGGCAAGAAAGCAUGGGUUUAACUGUAUAAAAUAAAUUAAUUUAAGGGAUGCACAUAUGUAAUUUAUUUAUAUAUGUAGAACUUAAUUGCUAUUCUGUAGCAAAAACAAAUCGUCUUGAAAUAUGUAUGCAUGUGUUUAAUGCGUUUUGAAGUUCAAUAUAAUAUAUAAAUUUCAAAGAUUUAUUAAUUCAGUGUAAAAUACGUACACUUUAUUAUUGAACAUAUAUUUAAAAUACAAGUAUAUGUAUGUACAUAAACCUACGCAGUUAUUUAGCUUUUUUUCGGUUUUCAUUAUGUGCUUAUUCUUCCGAUUUGUAUACAAGUAUAACAUAAAUAACUAUAUGAAAUGUAUAACUAUGAAAUAACUAAUUGGAACGAGACUUGCCCAGAAUGUUCGAUCUACCAUAUAUAUGUAUGUAUGUAUUUUAAAUAUCCAAAGAUAUUACCAAUUCAUUUCGAUAUCACUAAUUUGGCAGUAGUACACAUUACGUACUGAAAUUUCAAUCUAGACAUAUUUCAUUCCAACUUGAUGAUGGAAUUUAAAUUUUUCUCUAUGUCGCCAAUCGUUAGAACUAUCAUUAAAUAUCAUAAUUAACAAAAAAACAUUGUCAUUAAAAACAAGAGUGUUUUUGAGCGUCGAGGUCUAAAACUGAUCUUCUUCAGAAACAAAAAAUUUCAAAAGCUAAGUUUUAGAAUUCCGCUAUAAGAAAGGUUUUUAAGAGAGUCAUCUCGAGAAUAUGGUAUAGUUUUUUUAAUCUAAAGUGUGAGUCUGAUAAAUAAACGUGCUGGCAGGAUUAUUAAAAUCGCAAGAGAAUGAUGACCAUCGUUACAACAGUUCUGGGUAAGGUAUAAUAGAAAAGGAAGCCGUCAAAAUAAUUAUCUUAAACGAGCUAAGAAGUUAAAAUUAACGAAAUCAGCUUGAAAGCUUACUUUUGAGGCAGUACUUUCGUGAGUUGAGUAUUAGUGUUCGUUUUUAUAACAAUCUUUGCCAAUGCACAACGUUUUGUGCCAUUUUAUACGCGUAUGAUAAAAACACACCUUAACUGCUUGGGUAGCUUCCUAGGGUUAUACCCGAUAUUAUUGUUCGUACCUGCCACGCUAGAACCGGUUGGAGGGAUUUUGUUGCAGUUGCGAGACUUAAGUAGUUUCGUGCAAUAUGCUUCUAAAAGAUAAUUGGUCAGACUGUUUUUGGCUUGCUAAAGAAUGAAGACGCCCUGCUAUAUAAUAAUAUCUACCAUGUGCCUAUAUGAAGGUAACUCACCACAAUUUUUUACCACGAAUACUAACACGAUACAAUGAGGUAGAAUCCCACGUUUCCUCGACACUGCCCAUGCUCUUUAUGUAGUUUUAAGAUAUGUGUGAUUUACUCAUAUAUAUUUUAUGCUUUCUCUGUGAUUAGCAGCGUUUUACUAUUCCCAUAGGUCCAAUUGUAUCGAAAUUGGUUCCUAUUGUGCACAGGCUAUUAUUUUUGCACCUUACCUCCAGUAAGUCGUUAUAGGUAUCAAAUGGUGAUAAUAUUCAGCUCAACAUGACAUUCUCAUGAUUUUCCCCAAUCGUAAAGGAUAACUUUAGGAUCGCUUUUCCCGCAUUGUUUCUGUUACUUUAUAUCAAGUUUAUUCAAAACUCGCAGUAAAUCCCAAUCCCCAAAAAUUUUAGUAACAUUUUUUUUUAUUUUGUAAUCGCAAAUACGGGUUAUAAAAAAUUUAACCCCACAUACCAGAUUGAAAAAUAAAAAAGGAAAAUUUGAAUCUCAUGCAUAUUAUUAAGAAUUAAAAACAAAAUUUGUUUUAGAAUUAAAAUAUAAAAUUUUUAUUAAAAAAAUUAAAUUGAAUUUUUAUUUUGAAUUUUAUACCACAAAAUAUGUAACCCUGCCAUCAACUAAGUCCAAUUUUCUUAAUAUUAUAAGAUAGUAUAAGGACUUGCAAAAAUCUACGUUAGUCAUCAUCAUCCAAUCCAAAACAAUGGCUACUAAUGUUCCUUCCUCAUCACACAUUUUUUUUAAUCUAUUCCGGUAAAGGUUUUUUAGUUGUUUUAUAAUACCGUCUUUUCCUGAUGAGCACUAAUGUUUGGUUAACUGGGAAAAGUGGGACAAUAGGCAUUUUUUGCACUUCGGUUAUCAAGCAGAUAAAUCAUAUCGUCUUCUUUUGCUGCAUAACCACGUAGCGUGAACAGCCCAUGACUCUCCUCCCAUUAAAAAACUUCGUCAAUAUCUGCUUUGCGAUGCCUUACUUAAUUGUACAAGGAGCAAGUUUUAGUAAUUUUGACAUCUGCGAAUCAUCAUUAAGCAGCGGCAAAAUAACUGUGUCCUUUUCAUCAAUACCUUCUUCACUUCAUUCACAGCGUCUUCGAGUCCCAAAAAACGAUUUGCAUCUUUAAAUUUUACAAUUUUGUAGUAUUAUCCAAAAUCUUAUCUUAAGUGAAGAUAAUAUCACAACGUGACUAGUAAUCAAAAUUAAGUAUUUCUUUUUAGGCAAGGAUUGAAGUGGUGUCGUUUAGAAAGUACAGAGAGCGCAAAGCAUACAUUUGCUCAAUCCUGUGCUUCCUAAAUGAUAUAAAUAGAUAUAAACGAGUAUUUUUUAAUUUUUACAAUUUGCAAUUAAAUACCAAUGGGUCAACAGGUGAAAUAAUUAUAAAUUGGGAAAGACUAAGUUCAGGCGCAGUCGAACAUGAGAUACAAUAUUAGACAAACUUGUGAACUGAAAAUCUGACAGCUCAGUUUCAUUAGAAUUUCUGGUUUAAUUUAUCAAAUAUAGUAGUUGCUGUACAGAAGUAAGUGCAUUUAUCAUACUAUAGCUGGAGGAACAUAUAAACACUGUAAAAAAGUUUACUUAAUCCUAGUACCAUUCAUUAAAUUUUAAAACCACAUUUUUUAAAUUCAUUAAUAUAUUGCACUCUCACUAGCAUAAUAUUUACCGUAUUACCGUCCGGGCUACCAAGGAUGAAGAUUCCUUACACAUUGAGAGAUAUGUAUAUAUAUGCCUAAUAAAUUUAGCUAGAUAUAAUAUGAUAGCUAUAUGGAAGCUCAGGAUCAAAAGAAUCGAUUUUUCCAUUUUUAGCUUCCAACCAUAUUAUGAUGAUUAAUAUCGUAAGUCUAUGUAAUUUAAAGAUAUAUUUCCCUUACAAAAUCAUAAUAUUAAGAGGGGCUUAAUCGUUUUCGCCAAUUUAAAACAAUACACCAGAGUUUCUAAUAGAAAACACGCCAACUUACAUUUGUUAACUUUCUUAAUGUAUGAUUAUGAUCAUAUUGAUUUUAAGGCGUUUUUAGUAUUUCAUACCAAACCCUUUUGUAUUCCAGAAAAUAUGGCACAUACCCUCAUCUUUUCUCGUCAUAACUUCACAGUUUUUUUCUAUUACAACCAAAGUAAACCCAUGCGAACUUUUGAAAAUACGGUAUGUUGCUUAAACUUUGCACCAAAUGUACCAUUGCUUAUACUCAUCAUAUAUACACUUAUACAUAAUAUAUACACUCAUACAUAAUUUUAAUUUAUUGGGCUGUUAUAAACUUCUAUGCGUGUAAUAUUUACGAACAUUUAAAUAAAUAGAAAGUAGUACUAUAUAUGUUUAACGAAUAGUAAAAGUUUGCUUAUGCUAUUUUCAAAAUAAAAGCUUUUAGUAUCUGACAGCUUCAGUGAAAUAUACCAAAUGUAUUAUAAAAAGUAUUCCAUGUUAAUAUACUCGUAAUAUUUGUUUUACAUUUCACUUCCUCGUUAUUCUCUUCUCUUUACAUGCAAAUGCCAUAAACACUAUUUUUCAGGAACAGUAUAUGCUGAAUUCGAUGGAAAUACUGUAAUAUAAUAUGUGAGUGUGCCUGUGUUGUUAUAUGGAAAACUUUCCUGCCAAAUUCUAUCCUGAUAUCUUAGUAUGUACAUAAACAAAUGAAAGAAUAUCUUACACACUGUUAAAAACUGUUCACCAAAAAACAAACAAAAACUUCUUAAGUUAAUAUGUAAUUGAAAAAUACAAAAAAAAAGUGCACUGGUUUCUAAGUAUUAAGGUAUAAUUGUAAAUAAUAAUAAUAAUAAAAAUUUUAAAAUAUAAUGAAAAGUUGACAAGGAUAGAUAAUAUACUAUGUAAGUACUUAUUAAUAUUAGAGAUGACAUGAUACGACACCCAUUUUAUUUUUUUGUUUUGCUUUGCCUCCAUUACUACCAAAACCGCUAUAAAUUAAGGUUUAUUUAACGCUCUCGAGCGCGAAAAUCAACCGCUUAAGAUGAAAAUUUGAAAAUUAGUGUGUGUACCUAUUUGACAUCAGUAAACAUAAUUUUCUGUAAAUCAUUUAAUUAGAUGUUAUUCGAUGUCCCUUAUAUGGGACAUCAUAAGUCUGGGUAUUAAUAUUCAUGCAACUAUGCCACUAAAUAUUUUCGUUACUUGAAAUCAGUUUUUAUUCAAAAAUAUUCACUUCAGCUAACACAUUCUAUAAUUUAUUAGUUUAUGCAAAAACGUAUAAAUAUGGUAUAUACACACAUAUGAAUAAGAAAUAUAUAUGUUAUGAUCAUUCCUAC